AUGCAUUUGACAUUGCUGCUGAUCCUGCCGCUUCUACUACUGCUGACAAGUUACCCCUUGACGAGCCGUGGUGAGAGAGUAGCACUGUGCGAACGAAGCAAGAACUACAUGAACGAAAGACUUUUCCAGCUCGGUGGAACAAGGAAAAACUUACUUUUUCUACAUUUAAAAAAUAGCAUGUAUUCGUUUAAAGAGAAGGGAAAAGUAAACAAAACCUUAAAAAAAGAAAAAAUGAAUUUCUGUAAGGUAGAUUUAGAUGAAUUCUGCUAUAAACAAUUUGAUAGGACGAAAAAAUCAUGUUCAUACAUUCCAUAUGACAAAAAUGAUUUUAUACUUAAAGUUAAUGAACUAAUUAAGCAGAAGAAAAUAAAAGUAGUACCAGGAUAUGCUGAAUUUUGUAAACAUAUUUUUGUUGAAAAUUUUACAGAUGCCACAGUUGAAACAGUAGAAAUUAACAACAAAAAUAGAGAUUUAAUAAAAACAGAUUAUAUAUCCAGGAGAGAUAAUGAAUUACCUGUUCUAAUCAGAUGGAUAUCCAAAAAAGAUGUAAAAGAUUUACUUAAGGCCAAAUAUUUAGACUUAAUAUUAUAUUCCAGAGAACAAAUAGAAAGAGAAAAUAAAGAAACAAAAACUAUACCCAAUAAGAGAUCAGAUUGCUUAUAUUCUAUCAUUUGCAUAAAGCCACAAAAUGAAGAUUAUGAAUUACCUAUGACACCUAUUACCAUGUUGAGGAACACACUUAUCAGUGAGGGUGGAAGUGGAAUUAACUUAAAUCGUGACAAGUACUUAGAGUCUGUCAAAUACUGGAGACACCACGUGUCCAUCAUUGAUAACUAA
Messenger RNA from Plasmodium gonderi, 837 nucleotides. RefSeq lists its product as hypothetical. The transcript has a single exon. Lineage: Eukaryota; Apicomplexa; Aconoidasida; Haemosporida; Plasmodiidae. Bases 1 to 837 code for a protein of 278 amino acids. The record is from RefSeq and is a predicted model, not a curated record.